Molecule: messenger RNA, 3766 nt
Organism: Rhineura floridana
Lineage: Eukaryota; Metazoa; Chordata; Lepidosauria; Squamata; Rhineuridae
Product: melanotransferrin-like
Exons: 19
Coding region: 208-2565 (785 amino acids)
Biological process (GO): iron ion transport
Cellular component (GO): early endosome; plasma membrane; recycling endosome
Source: RefSeq, a predicted model, not a curated record
UUAAUGCAAGACAGGUGGUAAAUGGUUCCCAGCUGACUACAGUAGAAAACGUGGGGAGGAUAAAUCAUCACAGCAUGGACUCUUCCAGGAGACCCAUGGUGACAAAGAACACAGGCUGAAGACAGACAGCAGAGAGUUCCAGCUAAUUCAGGGCACAACACAGGCAGAAGGAAACUGUACUCAAGACAGCUCCCAAUUUAUAGAAUAAUGGACACAAGGACCAGGGUCCCCCACUCCCACCUGUGGAAUGCUCUCCCUGUGGUCCAUGGACAACUGCCUCAUUCAGGUAGUCUCCAGCCUGCCUGUGCAUUUGUAUUUGAAGAGCUGUUGAAAUGCAGUUUGCACUGGCAAAAUGUUGAAGAACCAGAGCUCAAAACAGGAUGGAAAAGAAAUUAUGAUGCCAGGCAAGCAGGGAAGAAGUUCCGCUGGUGCACCCUUUCCGACCUGGAACAGAGGAAGUGCUCGGAGUUAUCCAAAGCGCUCCUGGCCAUGUUGCCUCCUGUCACAAUUAAUGCCUUCACCAAGGUUUCCUGCAUCAGAGCUCACAACACUUAUGACUGUAUUGACAAGAUUAGAGUGAACAAAGCGGAUGCCACCUCCUUGGAUGCUGGAGAUGUAUAUUCAGCUGCAAAGCUAUUCGGCUUGACUGUUGUGGCAAAGGAGAUCUACUCAGAAGGUAACUGUGUGUUUGCUGUAGCUGUGGCCAGACGAGGAACCCUGGAUAUCCGAAGGCUAAAAGGGGCCCGUAGUUGCCACAAUGGGGCCAGAUGGACCUCUGGUUGGAACAUCCCUUUGGGCUUUCUUCUGACUAGGAAUGAGCUUGUAUGGGAUGAAGACCAGCCCCUCAGCCAUGUUGUCAGUGGUUAUUUCAGUGCCAGCUGCAUCCCUGGCAUCGGGGUUACCGCUCUGCAGCUCUGUACUCUUUGCCAAGGACAGAAAUCCUACAUCCAAGACAAGAACCACUUCUGUGAGACCAGCAGCGGUGAACCCUUCUCAGGCUCAGAGGGAGCCUUCAGAUGCUUGAGGAAUGGGGUGGCAGAUGUUGCCUUCAUGGAUCACCUGGCCAUCAUGAAUGUCACAGAGUCAGAACAAGAAGAAUAUGAGUUGUUGUGUCCUGAGGGGUCCACAGCUUCCUUGCCUGAUUAUGCCACCUGCAAUCUGGGCCGUGGGCCAGGACGUGCCGUUGUCACACGCCACAACUUCCAGAAGAUUGCCAAGAAAUUUCUCACGGUUAUCCAGCACCUCUUUGGAACAAAGGGAAAAGACAAGGCCAGAUUUGAGCUCUUUGCAUCUGCACCCUUUGGAGGGAAGAACCUGCUGUUCCAUGAUGCUACACGCCGCUUGCAACUAACAGAAGAGGGGGCUGAGAUCAGCCAUGUCCUUGGCCUGGACUAUGUCACUCUCCUGCAGGGUUUGGGACAUGAAGGGAGCUCCCUAGCCAACAGCCUGGUACGCUGGUGUUGUAUCAGUAACGCUGAACUCCGCAAAUGCGAGGAGUGGGCUCUGAAUGUCAGGUCUGACCCGCUGGUCUGUGUCCAAGCAGACUCUAUGAUCGGCUGCAUUGAGCUCAUCAAGAAUAACAAGGCAGACGCUGUUACGCUGGACGCCACACAUGCCUACUUUGCAGGGAGAUGUGCCCUAGUUCCUGUCGCUGCAGAAUGUUAUGGAGAUGAAUGCGCUCCCACUCAAGGAGAAGAGGAAACAGAGACACUGAACCACAUUACAGCUCUUCCUCCAGUCUACGCGGUCGCCCUGGUCAAGAAGGAUGCCAAGCAUGUCAACAUCCACAAUCUGGGGGGGAGGCGCUCCUGCCACAGCCACAUGUACAGCCCAGGAGGGUGGCUCCUUCUCUCUCGGUACACUGUGGGGGCUCAGGAGAACGGCACCAUCAACUGCAACCUCAGCUCGGCGUACCAGGACUACUUCUGGAAGGGAUGCAUGCCAGGAAGCGAUGGAAACCUUUGCAAAGUCUGCAUUGGGCAAAAGGAGGCAGAGGGAGGGAGGGGCUCAUCCAGGUGUGCAGCCAAUCACAACGAACUCUACUAUGGCAACCUGGGUGCCCUCAGAUGUCUCUUUGGCGACCCCAGCAGAAGACAUUUUGGUGAUGUGGCUUUCUUGGAACACCAUAACCUGCUCCAGAAUAUUGAGUACCUGGAUCACUCAGGCUGGGGGGCAGGAUGUGCUUCUCAUGCCUUUGAACUCUUAUGCCUGGAUGGGAGCCGUGCAGCAGUGACAGAGUGGAGGGCCUGCAACCUGGGCCAUGUCCCUCCCAAUGUAGUCGUGACACGGCCAGUGACUGUCACAAAGGUCUAUGACUUCCUGGUGAAGUCACAGGAACAAAGCCUGGCCUCGGCUUUUCCGCUCUUUGAGUCACAGAAGUACAGGGAAAGUGACCUGCUCUUUAAAGAUGCCACGCAGUACCUCAUCCCCACCAGCCACUUGGACUACAAGGCAAUUCUUGGGGAGUCCUUCUUCCAGCUUGCGGAAGCUGUUUUUAACUGCACACCUGCAGGUAUCCUGGACUUCUGCGAGCAGGAUCCUUGCAGGUAUUCAGCACAGCACUGAAGUUGCAUCCAGAGGAACUCCUAACACAGAAGUGAGACUGCCACAGAAGGUUUGGCACAGCGACCAUUGCCAGGAGGCUCCGUGGGCUUCAGCAAUUGGCUGUUUUCCAUAGCAAACAUACACAAGAUGGGCCUUGUGCCACUCAGACUAUCAGAACAGCAGCUAAUACCGAAAUAUUAGCCAUUCUGGUGGCAAGCUUCCAGUAUCGUCAUGCUGGAGAAGCCAAGUUUCCCUGUUGCCUACGUUUUUCUCAGGCUACAUCUUCAGUUUUAAAAUGGACACUUGCCUAGAAAUGUAUCACAGCAACUUACCCUGGAGCGGAAUGCAUACAAUGGUCCAGAAUGGAAGGUAGCCUCCUGUACAAAGGGAAGAGUCACAUCUGUUGGUCCACCCCUGCCGGCCACCGACAUGUGGCCCCCGGAGGUUUGCGCAGAAGGGAAUGCAGCCCUUGGGCUGAAAAAGAUUUCCCACCCCUGCUUUAGAUGGCUUGGCCCAAAGGAUGUUUAGGACAGACAUCCAACUCUAAAGCCUGGGACUAGUGGAGAUCCAAGUUAGCUCCAAGACGCCUGAUCCCUUGCCCCCACUGGAACUUCCUUUAAGCAAAUGCAGGCCAGAUUUGGGAGACUAUUCUAAGGGGAAACCAGUCCUCUUUUUUUCAGACAGGUGGUUUCUAUUUUUGUCAGAGUUUCCCCAUAAAUUAAGACCAAUUUCUUUCCACAAUACAAAUCUGUUUCCUUAUAACAACCAUGUAAGUGAUGGCUGGCUUUGCUGAACCUCUUUCUUACACAGAGAAGGAAAGCUAUGAACAUUCUCGGCACAUUUGCAUUUAUAAUCCUGUAGAUAUACAACUCCAAUUCUAUGCAUGUCUACCUAGAGUUAAUUGGGGUUUACACCCAGGUAAGUACAGCAGCCUUCCCCAACUUGUUGCCUUCCAGAUGUUUUAGUCUACAGCUCCCAUUAGUCCCAAUGUCAUAUGGCUGUGUCGGCUAGAGCUGAUGGGAGUUGUAGUCCAAAGUAUCUGGAAGAGCACCAGGUUGGGAAAGGCUGGAUCGCGGCUGAAGUGUACCUAAUAAGCUUUGCAAUAUAACAAGGUUAUUUUGUCUGGUUUAACAUCUCAUGCUUGAGUCUCACUCCUUUCUUUAAAUUGUAGUCUUCCUUUUCCUUGUAUAUUUUAAUAAAGGCAAUGUUUUUGAAAAAGAAA